Molecule: messenger RNA, 5056 nt
Organism: Psammomys obesus (fat sand rat)
Lineage: Eukaryota; Metazoa; Chordata; Mammalia; Rodentia; Muridae
Gene: Slc39a10
Product: solute carrier family 39 member 10
Exons: 10
Coding region: 166-2667 (833 amino acids)
Biological process (GO): intracellular zinc ion homeostasis; positive regulation of B cell receptor signaling pathway; zinc ion import across plasma membrane
Cellular component (GO): membrane
Molecular function (GO): zinc ion transmembrane transporter activity
Source: RefSeq, a predicted model, not a curated record
GAGCGGGCCGGGUGCGCCGCCGGCGUAGAGCCGCGGCCCGCACGCUGGGCUCCGCGACGCAGGUAGCGCAGGCGGCUUUGGAGAAUACGCGACUGGGUGCAGCCGGGGUUUGGUACCGAGCGGAGAGGAGAUGCACACGGCACUCGAGUGUGAGGAAAAAUAGAAAUGAAGGUGCAUAUGCACACAAAAUUUUGCCUCAUUUGUUUGCUGACAUUCAUUUUCCAUCAAUGCAACCACUGCCAUGAGGACCAUGACCAUGGCCCAGAGGAGCUCCACAGACACCAUCGUGGGAUGACGGAAUCUGAGUCAAGCAAAUUUUCAGUGCAGGAUGCUGAAAAUGAAAAAAAGUACUAUAUUGAAAAACUUUUUGACCGUUAUGGUGAAAAUGGAAGAUUAUCAUUUUUCGGUCUGGAGAAACUUUUAACAAACUUGGGCCUUGGAGAGAUCAAAGUCGUUGAGAUUAAUCAUGAGGACCUUGGCCAUGAUCAUGUUUCUCACUUAGACAUUCUGGCAGUUCAAGAGGGAAAGCAUUUUCAUUCGCAUAACCACCAGCAUUUUCACAAUCAUUUAAACUCAGAAAACCAUACUGUGACCAGUGUUCCACCAAAAAGAAACCACAAAUGUGAUCCAGAGAAAGAGGCAGCUGAAGUACCCAUCAAAUCCGAUGAUAAACACCCACGUGAGCACACUCACCGCCUCCAUCAUCGCCAUCGUUUGCAUCACCGCCUGGAUCAUAACACGACUCGUCGUGUUCAUAAUGAUUCCGUCACUCACAGUGAGCAUGGGGAGCCUGGUCACGGACCUUCAACAGAGAGCAAUAAAACACAGGAGCAAUCAGAAGUUAAGUCAUUGAAGGUCAGGAGGAAGGAAAAGGGGAAGAGAAAAAAAGAAAACUCGGAGGUUAACACACCAGGUUUCCUCCCCAACCAUGACCAUGGUGAACAAUAUGAGCAUAAUCGGGUUCACAAACUUGACCGUGUACAUAGCCCAGGCCACCCUCAUGCACAUCUUCCUGAGCAUAGCGGUCAUGAUCUUGGCCAUGGACACCAAGAUCUUGACCCCGAUAAUGAAGGUGAACUUCGACACACUAGAAAGCGAGAAGCUCCACAUGUUAAAAAAAGUGCAAUUUAUUCCACUCCUGCCCACAAAGACCAUAACGAAGACGACCGGCAACAUGAAUGCCUGAACGUCACUCAGCUGUUAAAACACUUCGGUCUUGGUGCCAGCUCUCCCAUCUCACCUGAUCUGUUUACGUACCUUUGCCCUGCCCUGCUAUAUCAGAUCGACAGCAGACUUUGUAUUGAGCAUUUUGACAAGCUUCUAGUUGAAGAUUUAAGUAAGGAUAAAGCUCUGGUUCCUGAAGAUAAGGCAAAUAUAGGGGCAUCAGCGUGGAUCUGUGGCAUCAUUUCUAUCACUGUCAUUAGCCUGCUUUCCUUGCUGGGUGUGAUUUUGGUUCCCAUCAUCAACCAAGGAUGCUUCAAAUUCCUUCUCACGCUCCUUGUUGCACUAGCUGUAGGAACAAUGAGUGGAGACGCCCUUCUUCACCUGCUGCCCCAUUCUCAAGGUGGACAUGACCACAGUCAUCAGCACUCACACGGACAUGGUCAUUCACAUGAGCAUGAGUCUGAGAAGUUUUUGGAGGAGUACGAUGCUGUGCUGAAGGGACUUGUUGCACUAGGAGGCAUUUACUUGCUGUUCAUCAUUGAACACUGCAUCCGAAUGUUUAAGCACUACAAGCAGCAGAGAGGAAAACAGAAAUGGUUUAUGAAGCAGAGCACAGAAGAAUCAACUAUUGGAAGAAAGCUUUCAGAUCAUAAGUUAAACAGCACACCAGAUGCUGAUUGGCUGCAACUCAAGCCCCUUGCCGGAACGGAUGACUCAGUAGUUUCUGAAGAUCGACUUAACGAGACUGAACUGACAGAUAUAGAAGGCCAACAAGAAUCCCCUCCUAAAAAUUCCCUGAGUGUGGAGGAGGAGAAAACCAUGGAUCAUUCUCACAGUGAUGGACUGCACACCAUUCAUGAGCACGAGAUCCAUGUGACUGCACAUAACCACCACGACAAGGAGAAGGCUGUGCUGAGGAAGCACAGCCACCAGUGGCACCACAGACACGCCCAUCAUUCGCACGGCCCCUGCCACUCUGGCUCAGACCUGAAAGAAACAGGAAUAGCCAAUAUAGCCUGGAUGGUGAUCAUGGGAGAUGGCAUCCACAACUUCAGUGACGGGCUAGCCAUUGGGGCCGCUUUCAGUGCUGGACUGACUGGAGGGAUCAGCACCUCCAUAGCCGUCUUCUGUCAUGAACUACCACAUGAAUUAGGUGAUUUUGCAGUUCUUCUGAAGGCGGGCAUGACUGUAAAGCAAGCAAUUGUGUACAAUCUCCUCUCUGCCAUGAUGGCUUACAUAGGAAUGCUCAUCGGCACAGCUGUGGGUCAGUAUGCCAAUAACAUCACACUCUGGAUCUUCGCAAUCACAGCAGGCAUGUUCCUCUAUGUGGCCUUGGUGGACAUGCUUCCAGAAAUGCUGCAUGGCGAUGGUGACAAUGAAGAGCAUGGCUUUUGUCCAGUCGGGCAGUUCAUUCUUCAGAAUUUAGGACUGCUGUUUGGAUUUGCCAUCAUGCUGGUGAUCGCCCUCUAUGAAGACAAAAUUGUGUUUGACAUCCAGUUCUGACCAUUCCCGGUUUCUUUGUUGAUUGCGAGCACGUUGGUGCAGCUUGCCCCAUUCCUUGUACUGUAUGCACAUUGCUCAGAGAAUCCAGUGGCCCGCACCACUCACAGGUUCUGUAGAUUUGAGCCUAACCAUAAAAGACUGGUGCUCAGUACUGUUUGCUCUGCAUGAAUGGGGCUUUUAAAAACAAAGUUUGUAAUAAAGACAGGAGAAAAUGGGACUCCGUGAACCAAUACUGAUAGAAGUUUAAGACUUUAAAAAGAGAGAGAAUCAUAUAAAACACUAGUCUUUUUAUUAGUAGAAACUUCUGUGGCUAUGCAGAAAUAGAAAUUAAACCAAAAAAAAAAAAUCAUUUAAAUUUAAAAAGUAUUUUAAAUGGACUUUGAGCAGACAUUUUUGUGUGUGUGCUAAGAAUGAACUUUAGUGCCCUUUAAUUCAGCUACAUAUAUGCAUACGGGAAUAAUAGGGAUCAACUUGACACAACUUUGAAAUUGUAUAAAGUCGACGUUAGGAACUAGGGGAAGCCCGGGCUGCGUUAGAAGAUGAAUUUAGCAUAGGGAAAAGCCCUUAUUCUUGAAUCUAGAGUUACUAUUUUUGUAUAUAUUUGCAUAGUGUUCAGACUUGCAGCCUAAACUACUGAAAUUUGUGACUGUAUGUUUGUGUGAACUUCAGUUUAAUGAACUAUUCAUAAUGGUUCUUUGCAUCACUAUACUUGGUGUUGGGGUUUUUUUUAACUUUGUUUUUAUUUGGGGGCCCAGUCAGAGCAUGUAGUCAGAUACCUUUUUCUUAAAAUCACCACUCUAGAAAAUAUCAGAGAAGUGGCAUUCCUUUUCCCUAGGACUAGCUAGGCUAAUUGGAAGCUUGAAGUUCUGAGUGUUCAUGUGGCUUACCAGUUUGACACUGGAACUCAGAGCACAUGCUGUGGCUGGUAGUAAAAUCCGAGUCUGCCAUGCCUGUAGUCUCUCCAUAUAAGAUGUCGGAUAAACAGUUACUGCACUGGUACCAUAGCCACUUUGGUACCACAUACAUGACUAAGCCAAAUCACUUUAUCAUUUUGUGCCAAGAGACAUUGUUGGUGCCUGCUCUGGAAUAGUCUGUGUUUGGGUGCCUGUUCUUACACCACUGGUCAGAUGAGGUGUGAGAAGCGUAAGUCAUGUUUAGCCUGAACUGUGACUCGGUAGCUCAUGGACUAGUCAUGUGCAUACAGCUGUUUACACCUCCUGCCACUCACUCUUACGCAGGUAAACUUUCUCAACCGUGUGCAGCUAGCUUUAUUUUAACUGCUUGGCAGCCAGGAUAACCCUGGGAGAAAAGAAACUACGAAAGCCAAACCCUGUCCAUUCCAUUUUAAAUGUUUUUAUUCAGUCCCUUUGCCAGUUCUUUUCCUCUUACUCUGUGAAUUUUUUUAAGGAAAACAAAGCUUUGAGAGCGGCGUGUGCAUCCAGGUGUCGGCAGGCGAGCACCAGCAUCUUCGUUAGGGUUUUUAGGCGGUCCUUCUGUGGUUUACAGCAGUUGUUUUUUCUGAGCCCUCCUUGCAGUAAGUGGCUUUAUACACCCAUUUUCAUCACUCCCCCUCAUUGCCUGGCCUUGUAGGCAGCCUUGCUGAAAGGUGCUGGCGUACCAAGUACUGCGAACUCCAAGUGACUCAUAUUUUGCUUUCAAAACCAAGAUGCAUUUGUAUUUCAUUGUUGAGUUUUAUACCCAAGGAGGAUUAUGCAUUUCAGCAUUAAAUCUGCUUCAUUUAAAACAACAGCUGGAAUAUACUCCCAUUCUAAAAUGCCUCAUUUAAAGCUGAUCGGUUAUGCCUACAGUAUACAAAUGAAUGGUAUCUUUCUUUGUUAGAAUUUCUUAACCACUUAGGAGGGCUUUAACAGAUGCUGCUAGUAUUUUGAUAGGGUUCCACCAGAAUUUAGUUUUUACAUCAUUCUAAUGUAUGGUUUCAGGUCUCACUCGACAAUCCUAAUUCCACUACAUUUCUGUUUGGCUCCAACAUUCCACUUAGCUUGACCAGUCUAGUUUUAACAUGCUUGUUGGAGGUCACCAAUGUUACUUGUACAAUGCUGUCACCAUGUGACACCCAUAUGGAUUUUGGUGUAUAUCACAUUGCAUUCAACCGGCUGUGAUUAUGCUUAGAAAUACAAUAGUAACUAGAUGCAGUGUGAACCUUUUCCAUUAACCCUAAGUCAGUGGCUUAAAUGUGAUUAUGGUCCUGCAAGGUGAUACUUGCUAAAAUAUCUAGACAUUUUUUUGUUGUUGUAACUGAAUCAUUUUUUUUAAAUUUAUAAAGCUGGAAGUGAUCAAAUGCUGUUUUUUCAUUGUCAACAGUGCUGUGUCAUUUUAUAUAUGUUCCUAAUGCUUAAUGGAACUCUCCCAAAAUAAAGUGACUCAAAAG